Sycon ciliatum is the source of this 1488-nucleotide messenger RNA. RefSeq lists its product as uncharacterized. Gene Ontology annotation, cellular component: mitochondrial inner membrane; TIM23 mitochondrial import inner membrane translocase complex. NCBI's taxonomy places the organism in Eukaryota, Metazoa, Porifera, Calcarea, Leucosolenida, Sycettidae. Bases 290 to 817 code for a protein of 175 amino acids. Gene Ontology annotation, biological process: protein import into mitochondrial matrix. The record is from RefSeq and is a predicted model, not a curated record. Gene Ontology annotation, molecular function: transmembrane protein transporter activity. The transcript is spliced from 7 exons.
UCUGUGAAUUGUAUUUGUAAGCUGAAACUAGUAGUGGUGUAGUGAAAGUGGAAAGGUAUGAUCUGAGACCAAGCCUGGUUUGAAUAAAAAUAGCGCGUGCCGUGCACUGUCUGCUCUUGCCACGCAGCCAUAGUCAACGUUUGUAAAAUCCUUCAACCACCGCGUAGACCUACGUUCUUCAGCAGUACAACAUUGACGAACGCUGUAAGCUGGAGUGGAGAUAGCCGCUUAGUCAGCAACAAGCCGGACUAGCACUGUUUGCCGUAUCAACUCCUGGAAGAGUGUGGCGAUGGCCGAGCCCGAUUUCCCCACCUUGAAUCCAUACGCCAACAUUGCUGGCAGCCUAUCUCCGUAUCGCAUUGACCCAUCCGUUUUGAAAGAGGAGUCAGAGUAUAUCUUGCCCUUUGGAUCAGAUGGCAAGCGAGGCCACUCAGAAAAACUUCUAUGGGCUACAGGUUCAAGCUAUCUAUCGGGCCUAUGUGUUGGCUCAACUUGGGGUAUAGUUGAAGGCAUCCAUCGAUCAGGGGAAAUGACAGCAAAGUUACGUGCUAACAGCGUACUCAACGGUAUUGGCAGAAGAGGUCCACUCGUGGCAAAUAACAUUGGAGUUGCCGUAUUGCUCUAUAGGCUGAUCGACUCAUCCAUUAUCAAGGCAAGGGGCAGCACAGAUGACGCCUACAACCAGAUUGGCAGUGGGGCGCUAGCAGGGAUAGCAUUCCGAAGCACCGCCGGUCCAAGAGCGAUACUUGUCGGGGGCACGCUGGGGCUUGCAAUUGCAGCCACCUCUUUUGUGAUAAGUAACCGCUUCAUGAGCUAACUGCAUUGUGGUGGUACCAGUGCAACUUGAGAGCCUACAGCACUGUAUCAGAGAUGAUAUUUUGUUGGCAAAUACAACGCUGCAUACUAGUUCUGGUUUUUUUUUAUUGAACUCCUGUAUUCCUACUCUCAGUGAGUCAUUUGGUGCAUCUGCUUUCUUAUUCGCCUGCAAUCACACAAAAAUUUUGGCCCCUUGAGAUCUGGUCUGGGGCUUAUACGCCAGUGUUAGAAUUUAAGUUGGCAGCACGUGUGUAUAAUAUAAGUACUUCAUUGCCUGGGUUUUGGGUGCAGAUUACACGUCUUCUCACUUCCCAAGCCAGGUACCUUCUCAAUUGUUGUUCUGAACGUCUUUGCUAUGCGGCUCUGAGACACCCAUUGCCAUUAUGCUGCACUAUAUGGCAGGCAUCAGCGGAGUACCCUCGGUGUACUGGUAACUUCCAGUAGAAUCUGCUUUGUUUGCUUCAUUUGGCUCCUCCUCUAAAUUAUUGAAGCAUGCCUGCUUGGGCUUAUUAGUGCUUCUGAUUAUAUUAGUACUAGCUCUGCUCCCAUGGCCUUGCGCAGAGAGUCAUGAAAAUAACAUUGUGUCGUAGAGGAAAUCUCGUUUCUAUGAUUACUGUAGCAUUGUAUGCCUGUAUACCGUAUUUUCCCUAGUAAACGUACAUGUCUCCAAUA